UUGCGCUCGAUGAAUUUUGUCCCGUUUGGCAUCCGUAGUUACUGGGUAAAGAUGGCUACGCACAGUAGUAAAGCACUUUUCUGUGUAGGUCGUACUAGUUUUUCUUACAUUGGACUGUCAAAAUCAACUAGUAGAGUCUCGUACGCCACAGCUUUGUCUGUAAACAACUCACACAGAAACAAAGGUCCUUCAGAUAAAAAUGGAAGAUUCCCCAGAAGACCAAAGAGAGAACCGGGGGAGCCCCGGACAGAAAAGAUGGCGCCGGAUCAGGACUGGACUUCGGUUUAUCCGGCUGCAACUCCCUUCAGACCGAACUCCGUCCCCCUCCCUGUGAGGAUGGGCUUCCCCGUGAAGGGAGGGGUUCCCCCACAGAAGAAGGGCAACUUGGAGCUAAUAAAGAUCCCCAACUUUCUACAUUUGACCCCGGCUGCCAUCAGGAAGCACUGUGAAGCUCUCAAACCUUUCUGCACAGAGUGGCCCUCCGCCUUGGACACGGAUCCCAAAUGUGACGAGCGUUUCCCAGUCAAAAUAGAGAGCAGAGAGUUCGUGUCUGCCGGUCCGUCCAUCAGAAACCCUGCAGCUCGCGUCGUUCAGCUCUCAAUAAAGCUGUCCAGUUUGAACUUGGAUGACCACGCACGCAAGAAGAUGCUCAAACUUGUUGGUGAGAGAUACUGCAGAGACACGGACGUGCUCACCAUCAGAGCAGACAGCUGCCCACUCAGACAGCAGAACUACGACUACGCCAUGUACCUGCUGACGGUUCUCUACCACGAGUCUUGGAAAAUUGAAGCAUGGGAGGCUGAGAAGACGGUGGCAGACAUGGAGGAGUACAUGUGGGAGGACAGCCCAUCUCAAAGGAACAUUGUAGAGCUGCUGAUGCGCAUGAAAGUGUCUGAAGGAGACGGGCAGGAAGUACGAGAGCAGCUGCUGGAAAGGAGAGACGUGCAGGAGUACAAGGACUCGGUCACGAGGCUGAAGAACGAAGGAGAGAGCGAGAGCAGCAUGCUGCAGUACAAGGAGGCCGUGAAGAAAGUCCUCAACGUCUAACACUUCUCCAAAGAUAAGGACCUGAUUCUAGAUCACAAUAUGCUUUGAUUUCUCUGAGGACUCAAACCUCACUCUCCAAGCAGACAGCGCGUCCUUCAAGAUCUGUCGUCUCAGAUGUAUAUUACAGCUUAAUACAAAAUAAAAGCCUAACAUGUU
Oryzias melastigma (Indian medaka) is the source of this 1203-nucleotide messenger RNA. RefSeq names its product mitochondrial ribosomal protein S35 (gene mrps35). Gene Ontology annotation, biological process: mitochondrial translation. NCBI's taxonomy places the organism in Eukaryota, Metazoa, Chordata, Actinopteri, Beloniformes, Adrianichthyidae. The transcript is spliced from 8 exons. Gene Ontology annotation, cellular component: mitochondrial small ribosomal subunit. Gene Ontology annotation, molecular function: structural constituent of ribosome. The coding region runs from base 10 to 1047 and encodes 345 amino acids. The record is from RefSeq and is a predicted model, not a curated record.